GACGGAGACAUGCAUCUACUGUUACCAGACUAUCAUCCUAACAUUACCCCCUUUGUUUGGAAUCCUUGUCUAUGGUGUGUCGCUAUCAACCUGUUCUUGCAGAUGAGAACAGGUACUAAAUGCGCAGUCGUGGCGGGGGACUGCUUCUGUCAUGACGCGCAACGAGGCACAAUGCGGCACAAUAAGGCACAAUAAAUCAAAUAUUUCAAAUUGUCUUCCAUCACAAACCAAUUCAACAAUCCGCAUUCCCCAGCAAUUUUUUGCCUUGGUUUUCUAUUUCAUAUCUGACAACAUGAACCUGCUAUUUGCCUCGCUUGCAGCCAUCGUAAGCUUCGUCUGGUUCUUGCACUACGUAUUUGGAGUAAAGCGCGAUUCCAAAGAACCACCAUACAUUGAUCCAAAAUUCCCAAUCAUUGGACAUGCUGUGGGACUACUUCGGGAGAAGUAUGGAUAUUACAUCGCACUUAGUGAAAAGUACAAGUUGCGUAUCUUUGGUCUUGCCAUACCUGGUAUGCCUGGUGGUCGAGUCUACAUUAUCAACUCACCCGAACUUGUUCUUGCUGUCCAAAGACAAUCUAAGCAGCUCUCAUUCUGGCACGUCGAAGCAACUUUCACCGUGGGCAUGGCGGGGUUGAGCCCGCAUGCAGCGAAGAUAGUCACACAUAAUGUGAACGGCGAAGAAGAGGGAACGAGUUUUUUCAAGUCGGGCAUGACGCUUCAACAUCAAGAGAUGCAACCGGGUGAACACCUGUUGAACAUUACCAGGGAUGGUACUCAGAAGCUCGCACGUACUGUUUCGAGACUAGAAGAAAUAACUAGGAUUGAUCUCAAUCAAUGGAUUGUUGACACGAUCAUGGACUCCGUAACGGGUAGUUUCUAUGGCCCUAGAAACCCAUACAAAGACCCGGAAAUAUCAAAAGCGUUCAGAGACUUUGAGGACAAUGCUGUUGGACUCAUUUCCUUUCCUUUGCCAAAAGUCACAUGUCGAAAAGCGUACCAAGGUCGCGAAAAGAUGGUCGAUGCAUUUCUCAAGUAUUAUGCGGAUGAAGGUACCAAAACGGCGUCUCACAUUGUCCAAUCUCAGGACAGAGUUGCUACCACUUCUGGAAUCUCACUCCUCGAUAGAGCUCGUAUUGACGCUGUUAGUGGGCACGCCAUCUUAGCCAACACAACCCCCACGGCAUUCUGGACUGUCUUCCAUCUUCUCUCAGACCCCAAACUUGUGGAGGAGGUACGAAACGCAGUGGAGCCGUUUGUUAAAACUUCAGAGAAAAACGGACAUCUUUCUCGCGAGAUGGAUAUCAGUAAGAUCAGGGAUGUGCCUAUCAUCAGAUCUAUUCUGCACGAAUCGCUGCGACAUUAUGCGGAUGGUACCGGAACACGAAUCGUGCUUCAAGACACCAUGCUUGACGAUAAAUAUCUAUUGAAGAAAGAUUCAUUCAUCUUUAUGCCGAAUCGAGCUUACCAUUUUGAUGAAUCAUCCUGGGGAACAGAUGUUGACAAUUUCGAUGCUCAUCGUUUUAUGAAAAGUAAACCAUAUCAACCAGGUGCAUUCCGAGGCUUUGGUGGCGGAAUUAAUCUAUGUCCAGGGAGGUUUUAUGCCAUGAAUGAGAUAUCGUUUCUAUGCUCAAUGCUAGUUUUGCGUUAUGAUGUCAAGCCGGUUGGUGGGGCAUGGAUUCAUCCAGGAGCUGAUAGUAGCAACUUGUCCCUAAUCAUCAAUCCUCCAAUCAAGAAAGUACUGGUGGACUUCAAACCCAGAGCGGGAUGGGCUGGUGGCGAUUGGUCUUUCACGCUUUAAAUGUUACCUCAAGGGUGUAUAGUAAGACACGAAGUACACAAAUCUCCACCGGCUGUGUGUGUGGUCUUUAAACUAGGAAAAUAUAUUCAUGCAGAAUCAGAAUCAUUCUUUUAAGAACCAUCAGGUAGUAUUUGUAAGCGUGCUAUAUCAAAUUGCUACUAAAAUCUGAGUAAGAUAAGUGUAUUUUUGUAUUUA
Molecule: messenger RNA, 1993 nt
Organism: Botrytis cinerea B05.10
Lineage: Eukaryota; Fungi; Ascomycota; Leotiomycetes; Helotiales; Sclerotiniaceae
Exons: 3
Coding region: 293-1798 (501 amino acids)
Molecular function (GO): iron ion binding; heme binding; monooxygenase activity
Source: RefSeq, a predicted model, not a curated record